Cyprinodon tularosa is the source of this 2415-nucleotide messenger RNA. RefSeq names its product protein boule-like. The transcript has 11 exons. Gene Ontology annotation, molecular function: RNA binding. Lineage: Eukaryota; Metazoa; Chordata; Actinopteri; Cyprinodontiformes; Cyprinodontidae. The record is from RefSeq and is a predicted model, not a curated record. The coding region runs from base 139 to 1143 and encodes 334 amino acids.
GCUCAGGGGUCACCGGCGGAGUUCGGAGCGGCAGAUGAACAAAGCAGGGCAGUAAAACCUCAGCAGGCCGGCUUUUAACUCAAAAUUCUGGUCCGAACAAAUUUUAAGGAAGCAGAAAUUAUUGAAUUGAGUGCGGGUAUGGAGGUGGAAAAUCAAAAUUCGCUUGCAUCCAGCGAUUCGCUGCAUGAUGACAGCAGCUCUUCUUCAGAAGCCUUAAUCCAAGAGAGCCCUCUGGAGAGGUUUACUUACCUCUCACCCAUCCCCUGCACCAUCAUUCCCAAUCGGAUUUUUGUCGGGAGAAUGGACCACAGGGUCAAUGAAAGCAACCUGCAUCAGAUUUUCUUCAAAUACGGUGCGGUGAAAGAUGUUAAGAUAGUGAAAGAUGGCUUGGGAAUCUCUAAAAGAUACGGGUUUGUUACCUUUGAAACCCAAGAAGAUGUGUUGCGAAUCCUCAAUAAUGCUAACGGAAUCUGUUUCAAUGGAAGGAAGCUCUGCAUUAGCCAGGCUUAUAGAAAGUUUCGCGUUUCAAGACAAGCUAACAGCGGCUAUGCGGCUCACCACGAACGCGCCGAUCCUCAUCAGAUGUCCUGUGGGACUUUUUAUCUGACCCCAUUCACAGGACAGCCCUACACCUACUAUAAGGGCAUGGCCUAUUUCCACUGCCCCAGCAUGAACCCCUCGGCUAAUGAGUGGUCGCCGCCUUCUCAGCUGAUGCUGCCUCCGUCCCACCAGCCCUUCCACCCCCUGCAGCCGCCCGUCUAUCUCCACUGCCAGGAUGCCCCUAACCAGUAUCAGUGGAAUAUUGGUCAGGUGCCAGCACCUUUCGGUGCACCGAUGUACCAACAGCAGCCAGAAUAUCUUUACCAGCCUUUUGACGGGAGCUGUUACCUGCCUCCUGGGCCCGCCAUGGAAGGCAGUACCCCGGAGUUUUUUGAGCUGACGGCGCCACAUUUCUACUCAGGAAUGACACCCAUUCCUCUGCAGCCUAACCCUAGAGAGAACCAGCCGUUCUCCCCUUCAUGUGUCCACCGGAAGCCAAAGUACCGACGCCACAUGCACCCCAAAUACUACUACCACCUGCCCCAGCCCACAGAGACGCCUGCUACUUCCGUAUUUCCUGUCCCAGCUCCUCAUGUAGGAUAAAGACUUGAAACGUUCACCCUCUCAGGCAGAUCAACCCCAGAUUACUCACUGAGAUUUCAGCUCCAUCCUGCUUCUUUUUCUAUAAGCUCAUAUUUGCAGCAAAACUGUCAUUUGAUGACAUUUCUUUUUCUCUCUCCGCUAAACCUGCUUCUGAUCUACACAUUGGGGUCAAAGUUUACAGAAUUCAUGUCAUUAGAAGAUCUUUUAUGUGAGGAACAAACACUGCAAUAGUGGUUCAUCCUGACGCCUUUUCAUGUUUCAUGGCAGAGUUGAAACAUCUGCUUUAAAGUGCACUAAGCUUUUCUCUUUUUAGAUAUCGCAUCAGUGUAUCUAAGUAUCCAGUGGAUCCAUGGUUGAAUGUAGAGAGGAGACGCUUUACCCAAUUCAUGUUUUAUGUCCUUGGAGCCUUGAACGCAUACUUCAGAGUUUUAGGACGUUUAUUUGUUGGGUUUUUCAGGGAUUGGGUCUCCAUAUUGAUUCUUUAAGCAGGGUACCUAUGCAGUUUUAAUAUCAUGGAGCUGUUUUUCCAGGAUGGAACAUAGAGGAAAAAUCCUAAUUCCUACUUCUAACCUCUACGUUUUAUCUGAGUUCCUCCAAACAAACAUAAGUGCCCCCAAUCAACCUGUUUUGGAGAUUUUAAACAAGAAGGUUCAUUUAUCCCUGCAUCCAUCCACCUAUCAUCUAUCCACCAUUUAUGACAUCAUUAGAGCCCAGCGUAGGAGCCAUGCUUAAAGGAUUGCUUUAGUACCUGAUGACCAUGGAGGAAACAAGAGGAAAAAAAGGAAAAAGCAGCAUGAUAGGACCAAAUGAUGACUGUUGGUCCGUUGACUUUGGAAGAAAAAUUACUGCUGAGAAAUGUUUUUAAGCUCUCAGGAAAUAAUCACUCCUUUUCUACCUAGCAGUGUGGUGUAGUUCUGUUUUUCAUGUACAGAGCCAGGAUUUAUCCGGUGAGUAAACCCCAGUAGACACAUUUUAAAAGAGCAAAAGGAACAAACAAAUAAAGCUUUAGUUCUUAUUCCUGUUAGUUUUAGGGUUAUUAAAAAAAUAAAUAAAAAAAGAUGCUCCGUUUGUUUUCUCCAGUAGUUUAGUUUUUCAUGUUUAAGCUAUUGUUUUUUUUCUUCCUAUUUUAAAAUUUAAAAUAGCUUAAAUUAUUUUAUGCUUAUUUUCUCUUCAGAUUCAAUAGUAUAUUUGCUCUGAGAGGUUUUAUUUUGUAAGGGAUUUGAGAUUUUAAUUGGUGUAAGCUAUUUUACAAACAUUUCUAUUGUUUUCACA